GAGGGCGCAGGCGGCAGCAGCACAGGGGAGAAGUAGGAGGAGAGAGCUCACUCACUGACACUGUUACACAGCAGCCUGGGAGCAGCAACAGGCAGGAGAAGAGGGGGUCUGAGUACAGGAUCCAGGGGCUCAUCUACCCGGGUGUCACACAGUGGAUUGGCACAUCUCCACCAAGUGGGAGAAGUUGAAGCUGUAGCAGCUGCAACAUGAUGAACCAUGAGGAGAUCUCACCAUUGCUCAGACCCAGAUAUGGCUCAAUCGUGGAUGAUGAAAGGCUUUCUGCAGAGGAGAUGGAUGAAAGGAGGCGGCAGAACAUUGCGUAUGAGUAUUUAUGCCACCUAGAAGAGGCAAAAAGGUGGAUGGAAGCCUGCCUGGUUGAAGAACUGCCGCCAACAACGGAACUCGAGGAAGGUUUAAGGAACGGGGUCUAUCUGGCAAAGUUGGGGAGAUUUUUUGCUCCUAAAAUGAUCUCUGAAAAGAAAAUUUAUGAUGUGGAGCAAACGAGGUUUCGGCGGUCUGGCUUACACUUCCGACAUACAGAUAAUACCGUGCAGUGGUUACGCGCGAUGGAAUCAAUUGGACUUCCUAAGAUAUUUUAUCCAGAGACCACCGAUGUCUAUGAUCGUAAAAAUAUCCCACGUGUCAUAUAUUGCAUUCAUGCAUUAAGUUUAUAUCUGUUUAAGCUCGGAAUUGCCCCUCAAAUACAGGAUUUACUGGGAAAAGUGGACUUUACAGAGGAAGAGAUCAGUAACAUGAGGAAAGAGUUGGAGAAGUAUGGUAUCCAGAUGCCAUCAUUCAAUAAGAUUGGAGGUAUUCUGGCCAAUGAACUCUCUGUGGAUGAAGCAGCCUUGCAUGCGGCGGUAAUUGCAAUUAAUGAGGCGCUGGAAAAGGGAGUGGCUAGCCAGACAGUAGCGACUUUGAGGAACCCGAAUGCUAUGCUGUUAAACGUGGAGGAGGGACUUGACCAACAGUAUCAUGACGAACUGUCACAAGCUAAGAAAAUAAAAGAGGACAAUGCAAAAUUAAAGAACAGCAGCAUUUCUGAAGAGGAAAGGGACGUUUAUGAGGAGCUCCUCACACAGGCUGAGAUACAAGGUCACAUCAAUAAGGUUAACACCAAUGUAGCCUUAGUCCAAGUUAAUGAGGCCAUUGACAGGAAUGAUGAGGCGGGAUUAUUACAGGCUCUGCGGCUGCCUAUUCUGAGUCUUUUUGAAGUUCAGCCACAGAAUUCUCCCUGGUACCUGACUCAGUUGUGUAUCGCUAAAGACCAGAAAACGCAGAAAGCAGGUGUCCCCAGUUCUCUUGACAAAAGCGAGAUUCAGAAAGACGUUAGUGUUGCCAAUAAGGAAGCUGAAGCUCACAUGCUUAUGCUAGGAGCCGUGGAAAAAAUAAAUAAUGCGAUACGUAGUGGAGAUUCUUCCCAAACCAUGGUGGCGUUGCAGCUUCCUGAGGCCUAUCUGCCUGCUGUCCAUCCGUUUGCCGAGACGUUCUACCAGACUGAGCUCCUCAGCCUGCAGACACAGAAUCCUUCGAACCACUUGGCGCAGGAAGAGCUGUUUAUCGCUGUGGAGAUGUUGUCUGCUGUGGCACUGCUGAAUCAAGCUCUGGAGACGAAUGACACAAACUCUGUCCGCACACAGCUGGCCAGUCCAUCCAUAAGUUUUAAUAAUCUUGACGAGGACAACAUGCAACGUUAUAUUAGCACAUUGGUAUCCAGUAAGAAGGAAGCUGCCGCUCAUGGUCAGAGCUAUUUAAGCUGGACGGAGAUUCAGAACUACAUUGAUGUAGUCAACAGUGACAUCCAAGAGGAAAAUGAACGAAUUAUUGCCAUCGGUGUAAUAAAUGAAGCCCUUGACCAAGGCGUUCCUGAGAAGACUUUACAAGCUCUCUUGGCACCAAGUGCCAAAAUUCAAGCAGUUUUACCACAGAACUAUUGGCAUUACCAUGAUGUCCUCCAAGAGGCCAAGGUCCAGAAAUGCAAGGAAUCCAAAGAUGAAUCUGCAGCUCUGUGGUUGGAUGAAAUACAGAAAGGAAUCAAUGAUGCCAAUCAGGACACAGAAGACGCACACAGAGUGGCAGCCGGUGUGGCAGAAAUUAAUCUGGCUCUGGAAAAGGAAGAGGAACAGCAUACGCUGCAGGUGCUACAGACAUCGGAGACCAGAUUAAAGGGAAUCAAACCAGAGUGUGCGGACGCUUAUCACAAAGACCUGCUAGAGUCCAAGAAGAAGAAGGCCAGUGAAGUUCCUGCAGAAACAGAGGAGAGCUCCUGGAUUAAGAUCAGAUUGAAACAUAAAUAUGACUACUAUUAUAAUGCUGACACAAAUGAAGGAUCUUGGUCUCCGCCAGAAGGAAUCUCAUCUAAAACUACUUGGCUUACUCUGAAAGAGAUUCAGGCCAUUGUUGGAAAGAUCACCUCUGAUUACAACCGGGAGCAGCUGUGGAUGGCUAAUGAAAAUCUGAUUACUCUGCUCCAAGCUCGAAUGAGAGGCUAUCUGGCCAGAAAGGUAUUCAGGGAACGGAAGGCCUACCUCCACAAACAAGAGCCAUAUGCAGUUAAAAUACAGGCUUCUUGGAAAGGAUACAAGCAGAGGAAGUCCUACACAGACAGAAUACAGCUACUUCAAGGAAACAUUAUUGGUAUUGUCAAGAUUCAGGCCUGGUACCGGAUGUUAAAAGUGAAAAGAGAAUUCAAGAAGAGAUUGCAGUAUUUCAAGGAUCACGAAAAAGAAAUCAUUAUAAUACAGGCGUUUCUCAAGGCUAACAAAGCCAGGGAAGAUUACCGGACAUUGAUUUGUUCGGAAAGCCCACCACUGAAUGUUGUGCGGAAGUUUGUCUAUCUCCUAGACCAGAGUGAUUUGGACUUUCAGGAAGAACUGGAGGUGACCAGCUUAAGAGAAGAAGUGGUCACAAAAAUUAGAUCAAACCAACAACUGGAAAAAGAUCUCAACCUCAUGGAUAUUAAAAUAGGCUUACUGGUAAAAAACAGGAUUACUCUGCAGGAUGUUGUGUCUCACAGCACAAAGCUGAACAAGAAAAGCAAAGGUCAAGUAGAAGAGAUGCUGACUGAUAAGCAAGGAAUUAAAGGACUGAGUAAAGAGAAGAGAAAAAAGUUGGAAGCAUACCAGCAUCUUUUCUAUCUACUGCAGACUAACCCAACAUACUUGGCAAAGGUGAUUUUCCAGAUGCCUCAAAAUAAAUCCACUAAGUUCAUGGACACUGUGAUCUUCACACUGUAUAAUUAUGCCUCUAAUCAACGGGAAGAGUACCUUCUUCUUAAACUCUUUGAAACUGCCCUGCAAGAGGAAAUAAAGUCCAAAGUCGACCAGAUACAAGAUAUAGUCACUGGGAACCCGACGGUGAUAAAGAUGGUGGUCAGCUUUAAUCGUGGUGCCCGGGGUCAGAACACACUGCGCCAAUUGCUUGCACCCGUGGUAAAAGAAAUCAUUGAAGAUAAGUCACUAAUUAUCAACACCAGCCCAGUGGAGGUGUACAAGGCCUGGGUGAACCAGCAGGAAGCUGCCACUGGAGAAGCAAGCAAGCUGCCAUACGAUGUUACGACGGAGCAGGCUUUAUCACACAAUGAAGUGGUUAAUAAACUGGAAUCUUCAAUACAAAGUUUACGCGCAGUGACAGACAAAGUUCUGCACUCCAUAUUCUCCUCUCUGGACCUCAUCCCUUACGGAAUGAGAUAUGUGGCCAAAGUUCUGAAAAACUCCCUGCAUGAGAAAUUUCCUGACGCGACAGAAGACGAACUCCUAAAGAUUGUUGGAAAUCUCCUUUAUUACCGGUACAUGAACCCCGCUAUUGUAGCUCCAGAUGGGUUUGACAUUAUUGACAUGACAGCGGGAGGCCAGAUUCAUUCAGACCAGAGGAGGAACUUGGGAUCUGUGGCUAAAGUACUCCAGCACGCCGCUUCCAAUAAGCUCUUCGAUGGGGAAAAUGCCCAUAUGUCUUCCAUGAACAGCUACCUGUCUCAGACUUACCAGAAGUUCAGGAAAUUCUUCCAAGCUGCCUGUGAAGUCCCGGAGCCAGAGGAGAAAUUCAAUAUCGAUGAGUUUUCUGACUUGGUGACACUAAGCAAGCCGGUGAUAUACAUUUCAAUAGAAGAAAUUAUCAAUACCCAUUCGCUGCUUUUAGAACAUCAGGACGCUAUUUCACCAGACCACAAUGACGUUCUUCAUGAGCUGCUUGAGGCUCUUGGUACCGUCCCUGACGUGGAAUCUUUUCUUGGUGAGGGCGCCAUUGACUCAAAUGAUCCCAACAAAGAGAACGCGCUUAGUCAGAUGGCAAAGACUGAAAUAUCCCUUUCACUAACUAGUAAAUUUGAUUUGCGGGAGGGAGAAGAUAAAGAUAUGAAGAGCCUGAUGAUCAAGACUAAAAAGUUGAUUGUAGAUGUGAUCCGCACACAGCCCGGAGAAAGACUGCUAGAGAUUUUGGAAACUGCUGCUUCUUCUCCACAGGAAAAUGAACACCUAAAGGUCAUUGAGAAGCGAGCAGCUCUGGACGCCAAGACUCCAGAUAGAAUGAAGAGGAGCCAGUCUGUGCUGGAAGAUGGUCAGCUCCCCUUGGAGCAAAAGAAGAGGAAAAUACUUAGAAAUCUCCGGACUUUAGAACAAGCCGGACUAGUGACAGAGGGGACAAAGUACCAAGAGAUCAUUAAUGAGAUUGCGAAGGAUAUCCGAAACCAAAGACGCCAUCGGCAGCGGAGAAAGGCUGAACUUGUAAAAUUACAGCAAACACUCAAUGCCCUAAACUCCAAGACCGCAUUCUUUGAGGACCAGAUUACCUAUUAUAACACGUAUAUCAAGACCUGUCUGGACAACUUGACCAGGAAGAAUUCAAGGCGUUCUAUUAAAAUGGAUGGGAAAGGGGAAGAGAAAAGCAGCAAGAAAAUUAAACGGUCAGCCCUGAAAUACACGGCAGCGAGACUACACGAGAAGGGCGUUAUACUGGAGAUCGAGGGGCUGCAGACCAAUCAGUUUAAAAAUGUUCUAUUUGACAUCACGCCUGGUGACGAAGUUGGCGACUUUGAAGUUAAAGCAAAGUUUCUUGGUGUUGAAAUGGAAAAAGUCCAGCUUCACUUUCAGGACUUGCUGCAAAUGCAGUAUGACGGGGUCGCUGUCAUGAAAAUAUUUGACAAGGCAAAAGUCAAUGUGAAUCUUCUUAUAUUCCUUUUAAACAGGAAAUUUUAUGGAAAAUAAAAAAUGUAAAAAAUCUGGUGUUUUUUUAAUAGGAAAGCUUGCAUCUAAAUCAAUAUCAAUUAUUUUUUGUAACAUUUUUAAGUUAAUAUAUUAAUUAAAAGUCCAAUUGUGAACAAAAUAAUAUUUCAAUUAAAAGAAAAUGUAGUAAGUGACCAACAUUUCUAAGCUGAUUCUAUUAUGGUGCCUUUAACCCCUUCAGUGACAGAGGAUUCCAGGCUGCACUGAGCAUAGUAGAUUUUAAACCUUUUCCACACUGAAAUGACGCUCCAGUGAAAAUGACACAGCAUGCCACAGAUCAUUGAGUGCUGCACGUCACCGAUAAUAUCAUUUUACCACGAGAAACACGAGAUGAAAUUAAAUGCUUUCAGUUUUACUAGAUUUUCUAAUUUCACUGCACAAUUAAAAUAUAAGGGAAAUAAACCUGUUAUAUAUUUUUAUUAUCGAGAUUCAUCCGAAAAAAAUGAAAAAGAAAAAAAAAAAUGUAAAUGUGUUUGAGUAUAAUAAGUGCUUAUUGUCUAUAGUGUUAAUCUACACACAGCAGGCCUGAUUCAAGAUUUUCAAUCUAGCUUAACAAAAUCUGAUUAUUUUUAUUAUUAUUAUUAUUAUUAUUAUUAAUAGUCAUUGCCGAUGUCAGGUGAACCAACAUUUGUCCGUUGCAAAGAUAGAAUGUUUUGGAAUACUGUAAUAUUGUUUUAUUUAGUAACUCAUAAUUUAUAAAUGGCAAGAGAACAUUUGCUGUAAUGAAACUUUGCAUGAACCUGACUGCCGCGUUAAUGCACUACUGCCGGUUUGGCCCAUGUAUUCUAUUCUCUGUCAGUCUGUACUGAAUGGCAACGAGGUACUUGGGUAAUGGUAGCUGUUUUAGUGUCAGAGGUUUAGCUGUCCCAGUGCUUAUGUGUUAUGGGGGAUACGCAAUGCAUUAUGGUACAUUGUGUCCUCUUCAGGCACUGAAUGGGUUACACAACUUUUUUGUUUGUGCCUUUUUAUGUCAAUUGCGCCGUCUUUGUAAUUCUCUUUAUUUUUUAAUGCAAUAAAAUUCAUUGUUUCAUUAAAA
This is a messenger RNA of Pseudophryne corroboree (corroboree frog), 6255 nucleotides long. RefSeq names its product IQ motif containing GTPase activating protein 2 (gene IQGAP2). Gene Ontology annotation, cellular component: cell cortex. The record is from RefSeq and is a predicted model, not a curated record. Gene Ontology annotation, biological process: regulation of GTPase activity; mitotic actomyosin contractile ring assembly actin filament organization. Gene Ontology annotation, molecular function: actin filament binding; calmodulin binding; GTPase activator activity. The transcript has 38 exons. The coding region runs from base 207 to 5201 and encodes 1664 amino acids. Lineage: Eukaryota; Metazoa; Chordata; Amphibia; Anura; Myobatrachidae.